Messenger RNA from Branchiostoma belcheri (Belcher's lancelet), 592 nucleotides. RefSeq names its product calmodulin-2-like. Lineage: Eukaryota; Metazoa; Chordata; Leptocardii; Amphioxiformes; Branchiostomatidae. The record is from RefSeq and is a predicted model, not a curated record. Gene Ontology annotation, molecular function: enzyme regulator activity; calcium ion binding. The transcript has 5 exons. The coding region runs from base 134 to 565 and encodes 143 amino acids.
GCCGUUCAGUCACAGUGCAUUGUUGUGGAGAACUCUUUAUACCCGCACAUGUUUAGUUGUGUCUGCUUCACUGUGCUACACUGAAACAUCGAAUCGAAGUCUGCAUAUUGCAUACGCUGACUGGCCCAGAAAAAUGGCGACCCAGCUGACUACAGAGAAGAUCGCCGAGUUCCAAAAAAUCUUCCAAUCCAUCGCCAACGACAAGAAAAUCAUCAGUCCUAAGGAGCUCCGAGCCUGGAUUGAAUCCAUGGGACAAGACCCGACCGACGAAGACCUCAAGGAAAUGAUAGAUGAUGCCGACUUGAACAAGACCGGGUACAUCAACUUUUUCGAGUUCCUUGUCCUGAUGGACCGGAUCAUGACGACACAGAGGGAGGUUCGUCUGAGGAAAAUGUUUGACGAGUUGGAUCGGGACGAGGAUGGGUACAUCAAGGCGUCCGACCUGAUAGAGGUGAUGACAGAGCUGUCCAUGGAAGAAGCACAUGAGAUGAUCCGGGAGGCGAAUCCUAACGGGAACGGCAAGGUGAGCUACUCGGACUUCCAGAAGAUCAUGGGUCCGUCAUGAGCCCGUGGCUCCCCCUUCACAUCUGCU